AUGAAAGAUCUGCUGAAGCUCUCCUUCUUCCUAGCCCAUGGACUCCUCGUCCUUGGGACCACCACAACAGGGGGUCCUCCCAAGUGCAAUGCCGACAACUGCUACCGCGCCCUCUUCCCCUGUCCAUCCCCAUCCGCUGUCUCCGUGGCCUCGGCGUUCUGCGCCACCAUAACCGCCUCCGGCACCACCGCAACCAACUAUCCUAUCCGAGCCACCAACGCCUGUGGUUCAACCCCCGAUCGCUACAUCUCCGCUUGCAAAUGCGGCCCAACCUGCUCUUUUACUACCACUACUACGGCUACCGCAACCGCCUGUCCCUCGGCUACACCUUCCAACGGCGGUGUAGUCUACGGUGACUUUGAAUGUCCAUCCCCUUCUCCCCCAUGGACCGUCCAAAUCCUCGAUCCCUCCUUCUCCCUCUCCACUACCACGACCAACAGCUUCACUGGUAACCGCUCUCUCCGCGCUUCUCUCACCAGCCCAUCCACCUGCUCUGGAGUCUGCACCAAUGCGCGCAUCAUUAGUCCUCCACUCCCGAUUACCCCAAACACCGAAUACAAACUAACCCUUGCCACUUUCUUCCCCAACAACGCCAACGGAGGCACCGGCUCAACCGGCUUCAUCGGCGUCCAAAUCAACGGGCGUGCAGGCCUGACCAUCGACGCCAACGACAGCCCGGGUCGCCAAAAAUGGCGCUUCACGCAGUCCCCUUGGCGUUCUCUUGCAUCUGAAACGACCGCUGAAAUUCGUAUCGAGUGGAUCGGCCCUCCCUCUUUCCUCGACACCGUCACUUUCGCCCCCGUCUCGGCCUAUUCCGGAUCAACCCCUCCGCCACUCGGCAUCCUUCCCGGCGGCGAGUUCGAGAACGGUUUAGGUUCCUGGACGCAACAAGUCCCCGACCCUGGUACCACCGCUGGCGUGGUCACCUUGCCCCUUCCCGGGCAAGUCAAUCCCGAUUACCGCUUCGGUUCGCACGCCUGGCGCGUUGUUUCUCCCCAGAAACCGAAUCCCGCGAACCAGGAGUUCCUCGUUUCUGCCCGCCUUAUUUCCCCAACCGUGUCGGUCAUUCCGGGACGAAAGUACUUGAUUAGCUUCUCCACGUACUUUGAUGCGUUUGGGAUUGGGUUCGUGGGGCUGAUGGUGAAUAACUUGCCGAUUUAUACGAGGGAUCCUGCGGAUGCAGGGCAGGGAGGGAUCGGCUGGUGGGGACCGAACACGGUUUACUGGACGGCGCCCGAGAACGCGUCGAGUGCGCAGCUCAAGUUCGAGGCGGUCAUGUCGGAGGCGGGGACGAUGGGGGUGGAUGCGGUGGUUAUGGUGGAGGUUAAUCCUGCUGCUGUCACUGCUUGAACAUCGAGCGAGAGGGGAUGUACUUGAUAUGGUGGGUGUGGCUGGUGGUGAUGUGGAGUUCGGAUACGGUUUGGUCUCAUUGUUGUCGAAAGUUCAGAUGGAGUGUGUACUACUUUACUUAUCUGACAAUGACACGGACAAGGGAUGUGCCUGUCCCCUUCAGUCGUCAAAACAUCAAGUUGUGGCUAUCCGACAGAGAAAUCACGGCAUAUGCUAUGCAGCAGUUGCAAGGUAUAAGAUCGAAGCGAUGUCCCUUUCCCCAGGGAUCUCACUUCCCAUGCCGUAGUGUCUAUCGACGCCGGGUGAUGGGGAGCCUGGGAUAGAUGAAACAAGAAGGGGAGAAGGCAAAAGUGUGAUACAGGAAGACGUGGUGGACUUGGUGGAAGCUGAGAGUUGGAAAGUGUCUCAUUGGAGUUGAAUGGCGAUUGGGCUCAAUUCAGUUGGGAUGCUGCUUGGGUCCUUGAUGGGAAAGAGUGCUGAUGGCAAUGUACUACCUAGGUACCCGACGUGAGGAAGGACCGAAGGGGGGCAGUUGCAAUACUGCAGUGUUUAUUCGAUUGGAGCCACAGUGGCACGCGGUCUACUUCAGUUCUUUGUCUCUACUUCAAUUCAAC
Neurospora crassa OR74A is the source of this 1964-nucleotide messenger RNA. RefSeq lists its product as hypothetical. The transcript is spliced from 2 exons. The record is from RefSeq and is a predicted model, not a curated record. Bases 1 to 1350 code for a protein of 449 amino acids. Lineage: Eukaryota; Fungi; Ascomycota; Sordariomycetes; Sordariales; Sordariaceae.